AUGACAAACAGUUACACAACGCACUCUUUGACGAUGUCUUUCAUUACUUCAUCUCUUCUAGCUAAUUUUUCUUUGCUUAUUAUUAUUCGAUCAGUUAUUCUACAAGAAAAAUUGCUCAAUGAUAAUCCAGUAAAUUGGCUUCAUGAUUUUGUUCGACGCGGAAAAGGUUCUGUUUCCAAGUUACCAUUUGAUGAAAUAUUCAUCGAUCAGUUAAAUGGCGAUACAAGUAGCAUUUCAACAAAUACUUUAACUGAAAUGUCUGGAGAGAAUGCAAAUGUUGUAAAAAUUGGUGGUGAUUUUAAUAUGACAACCAAUAGUGCUUCAAAAGUUAUUCCAAUUUCUUCUGUUGUACCUAUAAUAAAAAUGAAAUCACAAACAGCGUUAUCAGCUACAACAAUGACCUCAUCAAUAACACCAACAUUCAUACCGGAAUUAGUAACAGCCGAAACAGGAACAUAUUUCCGGCAAUUUGGAAAUGCUACCCAACAAACUCAAGUUGAUUUCAAACGACUUGCAUCGCUAUUACAACAAAUGAUUGAUAAACGAAAAGCAAAGAAAAGUUAUAUUACAAAGGAGGAGGAAAUGAAGCAAAAUGUUAAGCUUAAGAAUGAUUCACUAGCCGGAGAAACAAUUCAUUCAUCUUUUCAACAAAAUACAUUCAGUGUAUCGGAUCUGAAACCUAUUGAGAUUCGUUAUCAUCAUUUGAAUCCGGAUUCGAAACCAAAAAACAGUUAUGCCAUUUCUAAAAAUUUGGAAAUAAAAGAUGCAAAAAAGAUAUCUGAAAAUGGCAAUUCUAUUGGAGAAAAUGAAGCAUUGAAAAGAAGUAGUCGAUAUCCUAAUGAAAUAUUGGCAUCAAUUUUUAUAACUAAGCAUAAAAAGGUGAACGAUGAUAUGGCAUUAUCAAAAAUUGCAUUACCAACAUCUGAAAUGCAUACCAAUGAGAAUCCGAUGAUUUAUAUUAUCAGACAAGGUUCCAUUGUACAGAACAAUGGAAAUGGUUACGAAUUUGUGUCCACAAUUACACUUGUUGUUGAUAAUGGAGAAAAGAUUCUGAUAGACACUGGGCUCUCUACUGAUAUCAACGAGCGCACUUGGAUAUUGCAAAGAUUAAGUGAACUUGGUGCUCCACCACCAUCUAUCAAUCAUGUAAUCACAACUCAUGGGCAUCCUGAUCAUUCGGGUAACACUAAUCAUUUCCCGGAUGCACUUCAUUAUGCUGGGAGAUUUGUGCAUCUUGGAACGCACUCCUACUUUUCACGAAUUUUCGAGACUGAUGUUGAAAAAUUAACGGAAAAUGUUUAUUUAUUGAAAACACCAGGUCAUACAUCUGAUGACAUCUCUGUUCUCAUAAAUAACACUAGUUUUUUUGGCACCGUCAUUGUUUCCGGUGAUAUAUUUAUACAAAAGGAAGAUAUGAAAGAUUCAAGAAUAUGGAAACAGUUAGCAACAAAUGAAAUACAACAAGAAGAAUCAAGAAGACGAUUACUUUGCUUAGCUGAUUGUAUCAUUCCAGGACAUGGGUCAUUAUUUCGGGUAAAAAGUAGCAUGAAACGAAUGCUAAAUUGCCCUGAUAGCUAUUGA
This is a messenger RNA of Brugia pahangi, 1581 nucleotides long. The record is from the annotation of a GenBank genome assembly. Lineage: Eukaryota; Metazoa; Nematoda; Chromadorea; Rhabditida; Onchocercidae.